AUGGAGCAAAUAUGUCCUUUUAACACUCCAACGCACAGUAUGAACACUCCAGUGAGUUCGAAUUUAACAAUAAAUUAUAGUUAUCCAGUAAAUUAUCUGAAAUCAUCACCAUACUAUGAAAAUGAAUAUUCAGAGCAAUAUGUAGAUGUAAACAAUACCAACAUUUCUGAACAAGAAAAUUAUCGAAAUCAAAAUUACCAUCCACAAGAAUAUCUGUGUAUAGUCCAGAGAAAUUUAGAAUGGAUUGAUGCCAAUAGAGACGGGAUGUUUUUUAACGAAAAUAUGAAUUACGGGAAUAAUUAUUUUCAAUAUAAAGGAAACGAUGAUUAUAAUCAAAAUGGAGGACAACAUGCUAACGACAGUGAUGGAUAUUUAGACGAAAACUUGGAUAUUAAUUCAUAUUCAGACGACUCAAGAGAUAUCAAAGAUGCAGAUUUUAUCACUAAACCUCGUAAAGAAAGAACAGCCUUUACAAAAAACCAAAUUAGGGAACUAGAAAAAGAGUUUGUUCAUUCAAAUUAUUUAACUCGUUUGAGGAGAUAUGAAAUUGCUGUAGCUCUGGACUUAACCGAAAGACAAGUUAAAGUAUGGUUUCAAAACAGAAGGAUGAAGUGGAAGAGAAAUAAAUCUGGAGAGAGGCAAAAUAAAGGCAAACAUUUGAAAUCAGUUUCAUAA
Messenger RNA from Diabrotica balteata, 675 nucleotides. Lineage: Eukaryota; Metazoa; Arthropoda; Insecta; Coleoptera; Chrysomelidae. The record is from the annotation of a GenBank genome assembly.